This is a messenger RNA of Cooperia oncophora, 234 nucleotides long. NCBI's taxonomy places the organism in Eukaryota, Metazoa, Nematoda, Chromadorea, Rhabditida, Trichostrongylidae. The record is from the annotation of a GenBank genome assembly.
AUGGUAGGUGCCAAAGUGUUCGAGAAACACAUAAUUAAUUGUAGAAAAUUAGACGGCAGUAGAAGCAGCUCACGGGUGGCUGCCAAAAAAAUUGCUGAACAAGAGCUUAUUUCUGAGAGUUCCUUCAAUGACGAUGACUUCGUUAGUCCGAUGCCAAUACCUACUUCUUCUGGAGAUGAUGAGGACUGGAAUGCUCCGAGGAAGAGGCGGAGAAUUAGAAAACGGAAAUUGUGA